AAAGUAGUUUCUAUUUAGAAAAGAAAAGGUUUUUUCUCUAUCUCUUUCGAAGAUAACGUUGUUUGUCAUGUGGGUUUGUUCUUGCAUGUAGCUUUAAAUAUUUGAGUUUUUAAUAUCAUUUUGUUUAUUCUUGACGUCAAUUGUUUUUGCUUUCUUAUUAGAAUUGUUUAUCAAAUUCCUUACACAUGAUAACAGAACGACUUGUUUCAAAGGUUGACGAAACAAAAGAAAAAUAUGCAUGAUUUUAAGGUUGAUGCUAAAUAGUUUUAGCUGAGGCUGAGCUGGCUCCUUCGGAUGAGCUUAUUUUUCUAAUCAUUGAUUUGUCCUUGGCUUGGUGGAAGUCGUUCCUCAGUCCAUUUGUUUCUUCAUAUCCAUAUGGUUUUGUUUCAUUUUAUCAAAAAGGUGUUGGACUUUUUAUCUUUUCUAUGUAUUUUCUCUUUUAGGUACUUUUAAAAAUGUUGCAGCCUUGCAGGCCAAGGUUCUUACUUACUGUACAUUGACAUGUUCUUAAGUUUACAGAUGAACCACCUGUGUUGUUGGUGAUAGUGCAUAAGCUAGUUAUGUGGAAUUGGUCAACGUUAAUUGUUCACUUCUGCGUUGUGUUCUGCUGGAAAAUUUAAAUUUUUAAUAAGUUUCAUCUGUAAGGCUUGUGAUUAUCUCUUUGAUAUACUUGUGAUUAUCUUGAGCUUUAGGAUGAGCACUAAACAUGUCUUCCACAUUUUUAAAUAUUUCAUGUCAUACUCAUUACCAAUAUUAUAGUAGAAUUUUCAAUAUGGAUUUGAUUUAUUUACUCUUAUGGUCAACUAUUCUGGUGAUCAUUCUUCUAAUCAUGGUUAAGUCGUUGACUUGCUGUGAAAGUAUACAUGACAAUUCCACCAUCUUGGUCUCUUGUGAUAACCAUCUUGGUCUCUCCCUGCAAAAUGGCCAACUCAAUCCUCCUCUUUUCAUCUGUUUUGCUUCUCCCUUUGGUCUGUUCAGUUCAGUUCAACAUAACUCGUUUCACGUCAAAUAGUCCUGAAGUAGCAUACCAAGGAGACGCAAGAGCAAACGGCGCCGUCGAGCUUACCAACAUUGACUACACAAGCCGUUCCGGUUGGGUUACCUACGGUAAAAAAAUCCCUCUUUGGGAUCCACAAACCGGCAACCCUUCGGACUUCACCACGCGUUUCUCCUUCAGGAUCGAUACACGUGGCGUUAAGUACGGUAACUACGGUCACGGCUUCGCUUUCUUCCUAGCUCCAGCUGAGAUCCAAAUGCCUCCAAACUCAGCUGGUGGCUUCUUGGGUCUGUUCAACGAAACAGACGUCCUCUCUUCCUCUUUCCCGCUAUUUCACGUCGAGUUCGACACCUUUACUAAUCCGAACUGGGAUCCUCUAGACAUGGCUUCUCACGUGGGAAUCAACAACAACUCUCUAGUUUCUUCUAGCGUGACUUCUUGGAACGCGUCCGCACACAGCCAAGAUAUUGGCCGUGUGCGGAUCUUCUACGAUUCCGUUAGAAGAAACCUGAGCGUAUCCUGGACCUACGACUUAACAUCCAAUCCUAAUGAGAAUUCGAGCCUUUCUUACAUCAUCGAUCUCUCGAAAGUCCUGCCGUCAGAAGUCACUGUUGGAUUCUCCGCGACGUCUGGGAGCGUCACGGAAGGAAACAGGCUUCUGACGUGGGAGUACAGUUCAGACCUGGAGCUACGAGAUAUCAAGAAAAGCCAAGAAGACAAGAAAAAAGGGAUGAUCAUCGGCGUUUCGGUGUCCGGGUUUGUUUUAGUAACGUUCUUCAUUGUCUUGCUAAUAACCUUCUUGAAAUGGAAAUAUCGGAGGGAGAAGGCAGAGGAGGAGAAAGAGAACUUGACGUCGAUCAACGAGGAUCUCGAAAGAGGAGCAGGACCGAGGAAGUUUUCUUACAAGGAACUCGCCUCGGCCGCUAACAACUUCUCGGUCGAUAGGAAGCUAGGGGAAGGAGGAUUUGGAGCCGUGUACAAAGGCUACUUAACCGGGUUAGACAUGAUGGUCGCCAUCAAGAAGUUUACGGGCGGGUCUACGCAGGGGAAAAGAGAGUUCGUAACGGAAGUGAAGAUAAUCAGCAGUUUGAGGCAUCGGAACUUAGUGCAGCUCGUCGGCUGGUGUCACGAAAAAGAUGAAUUUCUGAUGGUAUACGAGUUCAUGCCUAACGGUAGUUUAGACGCUCACCUCUUUGGUAAAAAACCGCAGCAUCUCGCUUGGGGUGUGAGGUGCAAGGUGACUCUCGGUAUAGCCUCCGCGCUGCUCUAUCUCCACGAGGAGUGGGAGCAGUGCGUUGUGCAUAGAGAUAUUAAAGCGAGUAACGUGAUGCUGGACUCUAGCUUCAACGCCAAGCUUGGUGAUUUCGGGUUGGCUAGGUUGAUGGACCACGAGGUGGGCCCACAGACUACGGGGCUUGCGGGGACCUUUGGUUACAUGGCUCCUGAGUAUAUUAGCACGGGAAGGGCGAGUAAAGAGUCUGAUGUUUAUAGCUUUGGAGUUGUUACGUUGGAGAUUGUUACGGGGAGAAAGUCUGUUGAUCCGAGGCAAGGGAGAGUGGAGCCUGAGGCGAGCCUUGUGGAGAGAGUGUGGGAUUUGUAUGGGAAAGGUGAAUUGAUCAAAGGUGUUGAUGAGAAACUUGGGGGUGAUGGUUUUGAUGAGAAGCAAGCGGAGUGUCUUAUGGUUGUGGGGUUGUGGUGUGCUCAUCCUGAUAGGAACUCGAGGCCUUCGAUAAAACAAGCGAUCCAGGUUUUGAGUCUCGAAGCGCCGUUGCCUCAUCUUCCGACCAAAAUGCCUGUUGCUAGUUAUCAUGUGUCGUCUUCGAGUACUGCGACCUCGGUUAGCUCUGGUGGAGCUGGGACAGCAACGUUUUCAAGUGCUCAACUUGGUCGUUGAGCAGGAUCUCUGUUUGCUGUGUUAUAUAUUCUUUUUUCUUCUCUGUGUGGGUGUGCGUGUUGUGUUUAGUUCUUGUGCUUCUCUGUGUUUCUUGUUUCUGUUACAGUGUUACUCUUGCUUGCCACAGAAGGUAGCUAUUUACUGUUUCCAUCUUCAAAUGAAUUCAUUAAUGACAAUUCUCAAGAGUGUUGGCUUGUGUGUGUGGACACAUAACUGCAUCAGAAUAAUUUGUUUCAAAACAAAAUUUUGGGUCCUUCAUAACUCGUCUCGUUGGAUUGGGAUUUUGUAAAAUUAAGGAAAAUAAUCAUAAAAUAAAACAUUACAGCGCGCCAGGUAGGGGUCGAACCUACGGCCUUCUGCUUAGGAAACAGACGCUCUAUCCACUGAGCUACAGGCGCUAGUGAUUGAUAUGCAAACCUAAUUAAAAUUAUUCUAUUUGUAAAUUGCAUAUAAUGGAGAAAACC
Molecule: messenger RNA, 3355 nt
Organism: Brassica rapa (field mustard)
Lineage: Eukaryota; Viridiplantae; Streptophyta; Magnoliopsida; Brassicales; Brassicaceae
Product: L-type lectin-domain containing receptor kinase IX.1-like
Biological process (GO): protein phosphorylation
Molecular function (GO): carbohydrate binding; ATP binding; protein kinase activity
Source: RefSeq, a predicted model, not a curated record